AUUCAGAUUCAGAUCCAGAUCUAUACCUUUCUCAAUACUAAAGCAAAGCUCUCGGUUGUGUUAGUCCUCAGAGACCCUCAACCACAGAAAACAUGCUUCUCAAGUUUUCCCUCCUCGGCCUCUUCGCCACCUCAGUCCUCGCCGACGGCGCCGCCAUCGUGGCCGCCAUGGACGAGAUCGCGGCCCAGAACACGGAGCUGGGUGACACCGUGUCGUCCUGGGAUGGCGGCCUCUUCGGCACGCUCCCCAUCAUCAUCGACUCCACCAAGCUCCUCAUCAAGAUCAACGAGGCCACCAAGGUCGCCGAAGACUCGGAGCCCCUGACCGCCCUCGAGGCCAUCGGGGUGGCGCAGGCGACGCAGAAGCUGUCGAGCGGCGUGCAGACCACGCUCACCGCCGUCGUCGACGCGAAGCCCAAGUUUGACAAGCUCCUGCUGAGCCCCGUCAUCCUGCUCAACCUCAAGUCCGAGCAGAGCGCGACGGACAAGUUCAGCGCGGCUGUCAUUGAGAAGGUCCCCGAGGCGUUGCAGGCCUUCGCUAAGACGCUGAUUGAGCCGAUUGAUACGGCGUUCAACAAUGCCAUUGACACUUACAGCUGAGUCAAUGCAUCGGCCGGCUGGAAUACUUAUGAGCGAGAGGAUUGGAAGAGUUAUUUAUAAUGAAGAACGACUGUUGUGAGGUUGGGGCGGGCUCGAGG
Messenger RNA from Colletotrichum scovillei, 697 nucleotides. RefSeq lists its product as uncharacterized. Gene Ontology annotation, cellular component: extracellular region. The record is from RefSeq and is a predicted model, not a curated record. Lineage: Eukaryota; Fungi; Ascomycota; Sordariomycetes; Glomerellales; Glomerellaceae. The transcript has a single exon. Bases 93 to 599 code for a protein of 168 amino acids.